This is a messenger RNA of Fusarium coffeatum, 2799 nucleotides long. RefSeq lists its product as uncharacterized. Bases 1 to 2799 code for a protein of 932 amino acids. Gene Ontology annotation, biological process: DNA repair; DNA alkylation repair. The record is from RefSeq and is a predicted model, not a curated record. The transcript has a single exon. Gene Ontology annotation, cellular component: nucleus. Gene Ontology annotation, molecular function: dioxygenase activity. Lineage: Eukaryota; Fungi; Ascomycota; Sordariomycetes; Hypocreales; Nectriaceae.
AUGUUCACUUUCGAUCAAGCUGCAUUGCCGCAGAUCACAACACGCAAAGCACUCAUUGCAGUGGAUUUCCAACACGAUUUUAUCUCUCAAGACGGUGCCCUGCAUGUCAAUGAACCGGAAGGAUUUGUUGAGCGAACUGUCAAACUAUCAGAUGCAUUCCGAAGUGUAGGUGACGUUGUUUGGGUUCAGUCUCAAUUCAGCGAAACUCGACAUGCACCAGAGGAAGAUAUUGUUCUCAGCGACAAAGCGCCCAAAUCAUCACAAAGUUCUUCACGAGGCCGGUCAACUGUUCCAGAGAAGGUCGUUGAAACUGUUGGCCCGCCAGACAAGGAAGCUUUCCUCAGCCAUCAAGAGGCUGUAUGCGUCAAAGCUGACACCCCGGGCUGUCAGAUAGCAUCUGCUGUUCAAGACUCAAUGCAAAAGACAGACGCAAAGCUGUUCAAGUCUCAUUACUCGGCCUUUCAGUCAACCCAUCUACUGCGUGUCUUGAGAGCCAAAAUGGUCAUGGAGCUUUUCAUCUGUGGAUCCUUGACCAAUGUUGGCGUAUAUGCUACAGCUCUGGACGCUGCAGGACAUGGCAUGGCUAUAACCAUCGUCGACGACUGCUGCGGCUAUCGUACCGAGUCUAGGAAGAGUGCGGCCAUAGCAUCCAUAAUAGAACUCACUGGGUGUGAAAUUGCUUCAUACGAUGAGGUUAUGGAGGUCAUCCAACCGAAACCAAAAUCGAAACCAACAAAGUCUCGAGGUGCCAAACCGUCCGCCUCAUCGUCAAGUUUGGAAAAGCCACGAGCUGCCAAGCCAGAUUCCAACAAAGCGAAUGAUCGCAAGAAGAGCACCACGCCUGAUUUUGUUAAAGAUAUGACAGGUCUGCGGCUGGCUUCAGAUUCACCAAGUCCCGCGGACUCAUCAACCAAAUCCGAGGCAAAGGGGCUGCCGAAAAGCACAACUGAAGAUCGUGACACAAAAGACAACAAAAAAACAGAGAUUACAAAGACUGAUGGAAUAAAUCAGGCCACAACUGGCGAGACAUCCAAUGGAACACUAGCCAAAGAUUCAUCUACUGCUGAAGUCAAGACCAAGAAUGUAGCCGAAGGCAAACCAGACAAAGCGAUACAGCAGAGUACCGAAGAAGCAUCUACCAGCAACCCGCAGCCUCCAAAGAAUUCUAGCAAAGACAACGUUCAAGCUGUUGACGCAAAAGCUCCAGCAGAUAAAAGACCAAGCGAGUCGAAGCCCGAUUCAACGACGGCCCAGAAGGAUACCAAGCAAGAAGAACACACCGAUGAGACCGCAGCGCCAACAGAUGAGUUGCAAGAAACCCAAAAGGUCAAGAAGCCAAUGGCGAGCCAUGACAAUAGCUUCCAACAGAAAGGCCUUUGUGAAGGAGAUACUGAUAUCAUCGAGAAUGUUCUGCCUGAUUCUUUACUCGACGGCAUCUUUAACAAGCUGCGUGACGAGGUUCAAUGGCAGCGUAUGUCCCACCAAGGAGGGCAGGUUCCACGACUCGUCGCCGUGCAGGGCGAGAUUGGUCCAGACGAUAGCAUCCCAGUCUACCGUCAUCCAUCCGAUGAAUCCCCACCACUACUGCCAUUUUCCCCGACCGUUCAAGCCAUCAGGGCUGAGACGGAGAAACACUUAGGUCAUCCCUUGAACCAUGUGCUGAUCCAGUAUUACCGGGAUGGCAACGACUACAUUUCCGAGCAUAGUGACAAGACCCUGGAUAUAGUCAAGGGAUCUUAUAUCGCCAACGUGAGCCUAGGCGCCGAGCGAACCUUUACUUUCAGGACGAAGAGGAAGGACAAAGAUCCGGCUCAAGAAGGAGCUGCAUCGCCAGCAGACUCAAAGAGAACGACCCAGCGCGCCAAACUCCCGCACAAUUCUUUAUGUCGACUAGGCUUACGCAGCAACAUGAAGUGGUUGCAUGCUAUUCGCCAAGAUAAACGAUUAAAGAAAGAAAAAUCCGAGGCUGAACUGGCCUAUGAGGGAGGCCGCAUAUCUCUGACGUUCCGUCAUAUUGGAACAUUCCUGAACCGCGAGGAGACUCUUAUCUGGGGCCAAGGAGCGAAAGCCAAGACCCGAGAAGAUGCUCACCCAGUCAUUAACGGCGAAUCUUCCGAAGCUAUCGAGAUGCUGAAAGCUUUCGGAACAGAAAAUCAUGCUACAGAGUUCGACUGGGAUGCGUACUAUGGCAAAGGCUUCGAUGUGCUGCAUAUGAGCAAUGCACCUCGUUUCUUUGCCUGCCGCGACCCAAUCGUCAAUAUGCGCAUAGUUUUAAUGUUGGCCGAAUUUGGCGUAAAUUACGCAAAGGGCAGUAUAACGACAGGAUCUGAAUCGCCGAACUCUGACAACCUCGUGGUCAAGUUUUCAGACAAGGAUAAAUCUAUCGUUCAAGGUGAUUUUGCUCUCAUGAUGUAUUUGGAUGCCCGCUAUGGUAUGGGAAGACCAGGCAGUACUCCACAAGCUUCUAGCGAUCUCGCCGUCCGACUCACUCGCUUCCAGCGUGCCAUGACCUUAUUAGAUACCUGGCACAACCUGCCCAAGAUCGAUGACAAUGGCAAGCGGGAUCUCAAGUCUCUUAGACAGGAACUUGAAGCUUGGGAUGGUUUCGUGGGAGAGGAUGAACACCCUUUUAUUGCCAGUAUGGAGAUGACGCUGCCUGAUUUUGCAAUUUGGCCAGUCCUCCACAGCAUGGUUGGAGAAACAGGCCUUGAUGCUUUGGAUGGAUUAAAGAAUCUCCAAGAGUAUUACAAAAUGGUAGGGGAAAGGCCAAGCACAAAGAAAGUGCUUGGCAAGGAGUAG